AGACAACAUCAGUUCAUCCAGUUCAUUUUGAGGAGUCACGAGCUUCAACACAAGUAACCUCUUCACUGGGCCGUAUAUCGACUAAAUACCAUAACCAUGUUGUUUAUAGGAUUGACCGGUUCUAUAGCCACCGGAAAAUCAACAGUAUCUUCUAUUCUCGCCUCCCCACCUUAUUCACUUCCAAUUAUUGAUGCCGAUAUCUUUGCGCGCAAGGUCGUCGAGCCUGGGACUAGCGGCUAUAAAGCCAUCGUAAAACAUUUCGGGCCUACCACCCCAGAUUUACUAGUUCCCAUCACGGAGUCAAUGCCGGCCGAUGGCCCAGACGGCAAGGGCAGGCCGCUGAACAGGCAAGCGCUGGGCAAACGUAUCUUCGGCAACAGUGAGGAACGAAAGAACGAUCGAAAUAUUCUAAAUGGAAUCGUUCAUCCAGCAGUGAGGAGGGAGGUGUACAAGUCCAUAUUCUGGAACUACCUAGGGGGUAGCUGGGCCGUCGUGCUGGACGUUCCGCUGCUUUUCGAGAGCGGCUGGGACAGACUGUCUGGCGUGGUGAUGGUAGUGGCCGUCAAGGACCCCAAAGUACAGAUGCAAAGACUCAGAAAACGCGACCCUCAUCUGAGUCGGGAAGAGGCGCAAAAUCGCGUUUUGAGCCAGGCGGACGUGAGACUGAAAGCGAAGAGGUGCGAGGCAAGAGGCAAGGGAAAGGGAGUGGUUAUCUGGAACGACGGUUCGAAGGACGAGCUCAAGGCCAACGUAGAUGCGGCACUCGCGGAAAUGCGAAGAGAUAGCCCGCCAUGGUGGAAUUGGAUAUGCCUUCUCUGUCCACCUAUUGGCGUUGCUGCGGGCGCAUGGGUUUACUGGCAGAAUAUAAACAUCAACAAGAGAUGGAGAGAGAUGGAAGCAGAGGAGAAGUCAAAGCUAUAAUCUUGAAUUGCUACGAAGGUACCCAUUACUCCUAUAUCUGUCCAUGUUAACCUUCCUAGGUAUGGUAACCACAGUCACCCCAAUACGCCCGUACGUGUGUGUAGGAUAAUAGUAGGGAAAGCCAAUGCUUCCGGUGCUUUUUUACCUGCUCAGGCACUUACAUAAGCAUUAAGUUGUGUGGUUGCUACGGCCAUUUUAAAAGCUUCACCUUUCUAAUGCAGCUUGGGCCAUCUCGACUCCAGUCGUCACCCAACAUUUA
This is a messenger RNA of Annulohypoxylon truncatum, 1180 nucleotides long. Its product is annotated as CoaE-domain-containing protein. Gene Ontology annotation, biological process: coenzyme A biosynthetic process. The transcript has 2 exons. The record is from RefSeq and is a predicted model, not a curated record. NCBI's taxonomy places the organism in Eukaryota, Fungi, Ascomycota, Sordariomycetes, Xylariales, Hypoxylaceae. Gene Ontology annotation, molecular function: dephospho-CoA kinase activity; ATP binding. The coding region runs from base 97 to 921 and encodes 274 amino acids.